This is a messenger RNA of Salvia miltiorrhiza (redroot sage), 1664 nucleotides long. Its product is annotated as geraniol dehydrogenase 1-like. NCBI's taxonomy places the organism in Eukaryota, Viridiplantae, Streptophyta, Magnoliopsida, Lamiales, Lamiaceae. Gene Ontology annotation, molecular function: zinc ion binding; cinnamyl-alcohol dehydrogenase activity. The transcript has 3 exons. Bases 447 to 1529 code for a protein of 360 amino acids. The record is from RefSeq and is a predicted model, not a curated record. Gene Ontology annotation, biological process: lignin biosynthetic process.
UCUUCUAGUUGUCUUGGUGUGGUCUUUAUUUAUUUUUGUCGUUCUUAUGUGGGUUGAGCCGGGGAUGAUGGUUAGGCUGGAAUUUCUGAAACAAUCCUCUUGCUCUCCCAACAUUUUUUCGUCUUAUAGACCAGCACUCUUUUUCUUUUCUACGGUUUUUUUCAUUGGGUUCUCUGUAGAAAGGUUUUAAUGAGGCUGGACCCUUGAAUGCGCCUGUACUUUCGAAGGUUCUUCAUGUUUUUCUUUUUUUAUAGUAUAUAACAUGGAUUUAGAUUUGAAUUGUGUAAUAAUUUAUGCUAGGUAUUAGGAUGUCAUUGCUCACGACGGCAACAUUUAUUAUAUAUUGUAAAUCCCAAGGGCCUAUGGCUAUAAAUACCACUCCUUCCACCUUGGUCUGUGGAUCCAGUAAGCAUCCGUAAUAUAUCUUCAAAAAAAAAAGUUUGGUAAUGGCGAAAUCAGCAGAAGCAGAGCACCCGGUGAAGGUCGUUGGGUGGGCUUCGAGAGAUACAUCUGGAGUUAUGUCUCCUUUCAACUUCUCAAGAAGGGCAACUGGCGAGCGUGAUGUGCAGUUCAAAGUUCUCUACUGCGGCGUCUGCCAUUCCGAUCUUCACAUGAUCAAGAACGAGUGGGGCUUCACACACUACCCUAUUGUUCCUGGGCAUGAGAUCGUGGGCAUUGUAACAGAGGUAGGCAACAAGGUUGAGAAAGUGAAGGUAGGAGACAAAGUGGGCGUUGGAUGCUUGGUGGGAUCGUGCCGGCAAUGCUCGCAAUGCUCAAACGAUCUGGAAAACUACUGCUCCAAACAGAUCCUCACCUACAGCAUGCCUUACUUGGACGGAAGCAUCACAUACGGCGGCUACUCCGAUGUGAUGGUGGCGGACGAGCACUUCAUCAUCCAAUGGCCCGAGUCUCUACCCAUGGACAAGGGCGCGCCUCUGCUGUGUGCCGGCAUCACUACUUACAGCCCCCUGAGGUACUUCGGCCUCGACAAGCCGGGCCUCAACGUGGGGGUUGUGGGGCUUGGCGGCCUGGGGCAUCUCGCUGUCAAGUUCGCCAAGGCCUUCGGCACCAGAGUCACUGUGAUUAGUACUUCCUUGGCCAAGAAGCAGGAAGCGCUCAGCAAUCUGGGUGCUGAUGAGUUCUUGGUGAGCCGCGACGAGCAGCAGAUGAGCGCCGCGGUGGGGACGCUGGACGGCAUCAUUGACACGGUGUCGGCCACUCAUCCCCUGCUGCCGUUGAUAAGCCUGCUCAAGCCUGACGGCAGGCUCAUCAUGGUGGGGGCUCCCGAGAAGCCGCUGGAGCUGCCGGUGUUUCCUCUGCUUAUGGGGAGGAAGUCGAUAUCGGGGAGCGGGAUCGGAGGGUUGAAAGAGACGCAGGAGAUGGUGGAUUUUGCAGCCAAGCACAACAUAUUGCCGGAUGUGGAGAUCAUCCCUAUAGACUACGUCAACACGGCUAUGGACCGUCUCUUGAACUCCGAUGUCAAGUAUCGCUUCGUCAUUGACGUCGCCGCCACCUUGAAAGCCGAGUAGGGCCGCUUUCUCAGAAUCGACGGCAGUUUCGAACUAUCAGUCCUUUCCUUAGAGACGUACAUGUCGAAUUACUAUUUGAGAUAUUUGGUGUUACUUGCUAGCUUAUUUUUGGAUAAAUAAUGUACUAUUAAAUAA